CCCCUCUUCUCCCACCACAAUGAGAUCCUAAGAUGGCGGGGGCUGUGGCGGUUGGCGCCGAGUGGCUAAGGUAGAAAAGGCGGCCAUUGGGCCCUAGGCAGCCAGGGAACUUGUCGACUCUCCCUGCUGCGGUCUCUAAGGGAGAACCGCCGCCGGUGGCAGGUCGUGGGGGCUGACCGCUACUUCGUCUUUGGCAGGAGUGGCUGCUGCGUGUCCAGGCAACCGCUUUAAGUGUGAAGCAAGAAAGGAGCUAUUCCUGAGCUGCAAAAAGUAGUUUCUAAACAGUUCCCCUCCAGGCUGCGCAAUUUCACACCCACUGGAAGGCCAAAACCCUCAUGAGAUGCAGAAAUCUUAUUUUCUCAUGAUCAUCUGUUCUUCUGAACUUUUACUUCUACCAUUGCUGCUUCUGUUUCUCAAUCUCUUUGACCCAGAAAAUUAAUCAUUAAAGCCAGUAUGGCCACAGGUGGAGGUCCUUUUGAAGAAGGUAUGAAUGAUCAGGAUUUACCAAACUGGAGCAGUGAGAAUGUUGAUGACCGACUCAACAAUAUGGAUUGGGGUGGCCAACAGAAGAAGGCAAAUAGAUCAUCAGAAAAGAAUAAGAAAAAAUUUGGUGUAGAAAGUGGCAAAAGGGUAACUAAUGAUAUUUCUCCGGAGUCAUCACCGGGAGUUGGAAGGCGAAGAACAAAGACUCCACAUACAUUUCCACAUAGUAGAUACAUGACUCAGAUGUCUGUUCCAGAGCAGGCGGAAUUAGAGAAACUUAAACAGCGGAUAAACUUCAGUGAUUUAGAUCAGAGAAGCAUUGGAAGUGAUUCUCAAGGUCGAGCAACAGCUGCUAACAACAAACGUCAGCUUAGCGAGAACCGAAAGCCCUUCAACUUUUUGCCUAUGCAGAUUAAUACCAAUAAAAGCAAAGAUGCCGCUGUAGGUCCUCAAAAGAGAGAAGUGAUUGGGUCAGCACAAUGUAAAGAGUUGUUUGUUUCUGCUUUAAGUAAUGACCUUCUGCAAAACUGCCAAGUCUCUGAAGAAGAUGGGAGGGGAGAGUCUGCAAUGGAGAGCAGCCAGAUUGUUGGCAGGCUCGUUCAGAUUCGUGACUAUAUUACUAAAGCUAGUUCCAUGCGGGAAGAUCUUGUAGAGAAAAAUGAAAGAUCUGCUAAUGUUGAGCGCCUUACUCAUCUAAUAAAUCACCUUAAAGAACAAGAGAAGGCAUAUAUGAAAUUUCUCCAGAAAAUUCUUGCUAGAGAAAAUGAGGAGGAGGAUGUUCGGACUGUAGAUUCAGCUGUGGGAUCUGGUUCUGUAGCUGAGAGCACAUCGCUAAACAUAGAUGUGCAGUCUGGGGCUUCAGAUACCACGGCCAGAGACUCUCAACAGGAGCCUAUGGAAGAGAUAGAAAAUUUGAAGAAACAACAUGAUUUAUUAAAAAGGAUGUUACAACAGCAGGAGCAGCUGAGAGCUCUGCAGGGACGGCAAGCUGCUCUUCUUGCUCUGCAGCAUAAAGCAGAGCAGGCUGUCGCCGUGAUGGAUGAUUCUGUUGUAACAGAAACUGCAGGUAGCCUAUCUGGAGUCAGUAUCACUUCUGAACUAAAUGAAGAAUUGAAUGAUUUAAUUCAGCGUUUUCAUAAUCAGCUUCGUGAUUCUCAGCCUCCAGCUGUUCCAGACAAUAGAAGACAGGCAGAAAGUCUUUCAUUAACUAGGGAGGUCUCCCAGAGCAGAAAUCCGUCAGUUUCCGAACAGUUACCUGAUGAGAAAGUCCAACUUUUUAGCAAAAUGAGAGUGUUACAGGAAAAGAAACAAAAAAUGGACAGACUGCUUGGAGAACUACAUACACUUCGAGAUCAGCAUCUGAACAAUUCAUCAUUUGUACCUUCUUCAGCCUCUCCACAAAGGAGCAUGGAUCAGAGAAGUACCACUUUAGCUCCCUCUGCUCCUGCAGGCUUCGCACCCGUUGUCAGUGGAGAAGCCAGCACACUCUCAUCAUCUGUUCCUUAUCCUGCUGCUUCUCUAGUUUGUCAGAAUGAGAAUGAAAAUGAAGGCCAUAUAAAUCCAACUGAAAAACUCCAAAAGUUAAAUGAAGUUCGAAAAAGAUUAAAUGAACUGAGAGAAUUAGUUCAUUAUUACGAACAAACAUCAGAUAUGAUGACAGAUGCUGUAAAUGAAAACACGAAAGAUGAAGAAACUGAAGAGUCAGAAUAUGAUUCUGAGCAUGGAAAUUCUGAAUCUUUUACUAACAUUCGAAAUCCACAAGUACCUGCCACCUGGAAUGAAGUAAAUAGUAAUUCUAACGCACAGUGUGUUUCUAAUAACAGAGAUGGGAGAUCAGUUCAUUCUAAUUGUGAAAUUAACAACAGAUCUGCCAACAUAAGAGCUCUAAACAUGCCUCCUCCUUUAGCAGAUUGUCGAUAUAAUAGAGAAGGAGAACAGGGGAUUCCUGUUGCACAAGGUGAUGAUGAUGAGGAAGAGGAUGAAGAAGCAGAAGAAGAGGGGGUCAGUGGAGCCUCUUUAUCUAGUCGUAGGAGCAGCCUGGUUGACGAGGCUCCAGAAGACACAGAAUUUGAACAGAUCAAUAGACUCAUGGCUGCAAAGCAGAAACUUAGACAGUUACAAGGUCUUGUUGCUAUGGUACAGGAUGAUGAUACAGCAGAUCAAGGAGCUGUCUUUGCCAACACUUCAAAUUUGGAUGAGUUCUACCCAGCAGCGGAAGUCACCAAACAAAAUGCAAAUAAUACGAGAGAAAAUGCCAGUAAACCACAGAAAGAUGCUGGAGUAAAUGAAAAGGCAAGAGAGAAAUUUUAUGAGGCUAAACUACAGCAGCAACAGAGAGAGCUCAGACAAUUGCAGGAAGAAAGAAAGAAACUGAUUGAGAUUCAAGAGAAAAUUCAAGCAUUGCAAAAGGCAUGUCCUGACCUACAGCUGUCAGCUGCUAGUACGAGUAAUUGUCCCACAAAAAGAUACGUGCCAGCUGUUACUUCAACCCCAACUGUGAAUGAAAAUGAAACCAGAACAAGCAAAUCUGUGUCUGAGCCUGCAGAUUCCUCCGAAGUGGACAGUGAGCUGUGGUUAGAAAUGCGAAGACAUGAAAUGUUAAGGGAGGAGCUGCGGCAGCGAAGAAAGCAGCUUGAAGCUCUGAUGGCUGAGCAUCAGAGGCGGCAGGGUCUAGCCAGAACUGCCUCUCCAGUGGCUGUUUCACUGAGAAGUGAUGGAUCUGAGAACCUGUGUACGCCUCAGCAAAGUAGAACAGAAAAAACAAUGGCAACUUGGGGGGGUUCUACCCAGUGUGCACUAGAUGAAGAAGGAGAUGAAGAUGGUUAUCUUUCUGAAGGAACUGUUCGGACAGAUGAAGAGGAAGAAGAAGAGCAAGACACCAGUUCCAAUGAUAACUUUUCCACAUAUCCUCCUAACAGUGUGAAUCGUAACUCUUAUAACGGAAAGGAGACUAAAAAUAGGUGGAAGAACGAUCGCCCUUUUUCAGCAGAUGGAAAUUAUCGUCCUUUAGCCAAGACAAGACAACAGAAUAUCAGCAUGCAAAGGCAGGAAAACCUUCGGUGGGUGUCAGAACUCUCUUAUGUGGAAGAGAAAGAACAAUGGCAAGAGCAGAUCAAUCAGCUAAAGAAACAACUUGAUUUCAGUGUCAAUAUUUGUCAGACUUUGAUGCAAGACCAGCAGACUCUGUCUUGUUUGCUACAAACUCUUCUCACGGGUCCUUACAGCGUUAUGCCCAGCAAUGUUGCAUCUCCUCAAGUACACCUUAUAAUGCACCAGUUGAACCAGUGCUAUACUCAGCUAACGUGGCAACAGAAUAAUGUACAAAGGUUGAAACAAAUGCUAAAUGAACUUAUGCACCAACAAAAUCAGCGUCCAGAGAAACCUGGAAGCAAGGAGAGAGGCAGUAGUGCCUCCCACCCACCUUCUCCCAGCUUAUUUUGUCCUUUCAGCUUUCCUGCUCAGCCUGUGAAUCUGUUAAACCUACCUGGGUUUACUAAUUUUUCAUCAUUUGCUCCAGGUAUGAAUUUCAGCCCUUUAUUUCCUUCUAAUUUUGGAGAUUUUUCUCAGAAUAUUUCUACGCCCAAGGAACAGCAGCAACCAUUAGCACAGAAUUCUUCAGGGACAACAGAGUGUAUGGCUUUUCCAAAGCCUUUUGAAAGCACUUCUUCUGUUGCAGCAGAGAAACAGAGGAAUCAGAAGCAGCCUGAAGAGGAGGUGGAAAAUAGUAGGACACCAUGGCUAUAUGAGCAAGAAGGUGAAGUAGAAAAACCAUUUAACAAGGCUGGAUUCACAGUGUCUGCAGAGAAAACUACAAAUAGUCAUCGCAAAAAUCAGUUAGAUACCAGCAGGAGAAGACGCCAGUUUGAUGAAGAGUCAUUGGAAAGCUUUAACAGUAUGCCUGAUCCGGUAGAUCCGACAACAGUGACGAAAACAGUCAAGACAAGGAAGUCAUCUGCACAGGCCAGCCUGGCAUCUAAAGAUAAAAGUCCAAAAUCAAAGAGUAAGAAAAGGCAUUCUACACAGCUGAAAAGCAGAGUUAAAAAUAUUGGAUAUGAAAGUGCCAGUGUGUCUAGCACAUGUGAACCUUGCAAAAGUAGGAACAGACAUUCAGCCCAGACUGAAGAGCCUGUUCAAGCAAAAGUAUUCAGCAGAAAGAAUCAUGAGCAGCUGGAAAAAAUAAUAAAAUAUAGUAGGUCUACAGAAAUAUCUUCAGCACAUGCUAGGAGAGCACUGCAGCAGUCUAACAGAAACGCGUGCAGUGAGGUGCCAGAAACGGGGAGUGAUUUUUCCAUGUUCGAAUCUUUGCGGGAUACUAUUUAUUCUGAAGUAGCUACACUAAUUUCUCAAAAUGAAUCUCAUCCACAUUUUCUUAUUGAACUCUUCCAUGAGCUUCAGCUUCUUAAUACAGACUACUUGAGACAGAGGGCUUUAUAUGCGUUGCAGGACAUAGUAUCCAGACAUAUUUCUGAGAACCAUGGAAAAGAUGGGGAAAAUGUGAAGUCAGUGAAUUCUGGUACUUGGAUAGCAUCAAACUCAGAACUUACUCCCAGUGAAAGCCUUGCUACUACUGAUGAUGAAACUUUUGAGAAGAACUUUGAGAGAGAAACACAUAAAAUAAGUGAGCAAAAUGAUGCUGAUAAUGCUAGCGUCAUGUCUGUAUCUUCAAAUUUUGAGCCUUUUGCAACAGAUGAUCUAGGUAACACUGUGAUUCACUUAGAUCAAGCAUUAGCCAGAAUGAGGGAAUAUGAGCGUGUGAAGACGGAGGCUGAAGGUAACACAGAUACGAUGUGCAGCUGCAGGAUUGUCGAGGAUGGGGACGAGGCUGCCACCGCGGCUGUGGCGGAUGAUGUAGAAGAAACUCCUAUUACUGAAAAUCAUAGUUCCCAGCAACCCAUAAGUGAAGUUUCUACCAUCCCAUGUCCUAGAAUUGAUACUCAGCAGCUGGACCGGCAAAUUAAAGCCAUUAUGAAAGAAGUCAUUCCUUUUUUGAAGGAGCACAUGGAUGAAGUGUGUUCUUCUCAACUUCUAACUUCGGUAAGACGCAUGGUUUUGACCCUUACCCAGCAAAAUGAUGAGAGCAAAGAGUUUGUGAAGUUCUUUCAUAAACAACUUGGAAGUAUAUUACAGGAUUCACUUGCAAAAUUUGCUGGCAGAAAACUGAAAGACUGUGGAGAAGACCUUCUGGUAGAGAUAUCUGAAGUGUUGUUUAAUGAGCUGGCUUUCUUUAAGCUCAUGCAAGAUUUGGAUAAUAACAGCAUAGCUGUGAAACAGAGAUGCAAAAGAAAAAUAGCAGCAGCUGGAGUGAUACAGUCUUAUGCCAAAGAGGCCAAGUGGAUUCUUGAAGAAGAUCAUGGUUCACCUGCUGGAGAAGUUGAUGAUGAAGACAAAGACAAGGAUGAGACUGAAACAGUUAAGCAGAUGCAAACAUGUGAUACAUACAACAGUGCUGGUCCCAAAAAUGUGAGAUCUGAUGUUUCUGAUCAAGAAGAUGAUGAAGAAAGUGAAGAAGGUCCAGUGUCUAUUAAUUUGUCCAAAGCUGAAACUCAGGCUUUGACUAAUUAUGGAAGUGGAGAAGAUGAGAAUGAAGAUGAAGAAAUAGAAGAAUUUGAAGAGGGACCUGUAGAUGUCCAGACGUCCCUUCAGGCUAACACUGACGCUACAGAAGAAAACGAGCUCGACACUCAGGUUCUACAACAGGACCUAGAAAAAUUAGCAGAAAGCAAAACUGUCCCAUCGUCAGAACAAGAACCCACUACUGGUAAAGAUGAGCAAGAUGGCACUCCUGUGAAACCCUGUUACCUUAAUAUCUUGGAAAAUGAGCAGCCUUUAAACAACGCUGUUCAAAAGGACCCUGUUACUGCCAUUGAUUCAUCUAAACAGCCUAAUCCUUUGCCUUUAACUGAAAGUGAAACCUUGGUGCCUAGAGUCAAAGAAGUUAAAUCUGCUCAGGAAACUCCUGAAAGUUCUCUGGCUGGAAGUCCUGAUACUGAAUCUCCAGUGUUAGUGAAUGACUAUGAAGCAGAAUCUGGUAACAUAAGUCAAAAAUCCGAUGAAGACGACUUUGUGAAAGUUGAAGAUUUACCACUUAAAUUGACAAUAUAUUCAGAGGCAGACCUAAGGAAGAAAAUGGUAGAAGAACAACAGAAGAACCAUUUAUCUGAUGAAAUACUAUGUGAAAUGCAGACUGAAGAAUUAGCUGGGAAUUCUCAGACGCUCAAGGAACCUGAGACAGUGGGAACCCAAAGUAUGUAAGACAUCGUCAGAGACUCACCUCUCUUUACAGAGUCAAUGCAUAUGAAAAUGGCACUAAAUAAACAUCGUUUCAAUCUUUAUAAAAUGUAAAUUAGUUUGACACUGCAUUCUUGCUAAGUGUGGUUUCUGCCUGUGGCAGUUUAAAACGCCAGAAACUGAAUUCUGGACAGGGUGGUUUUUUCUUAAUUAUUUUCCCAUGUGAUGUUUGAUAACAUUAAAUUUAAAACGUAGUUUUAAAUAAAAGUUUGGGCUUACCUGUAAAGUUCCUUUUUUGGAAGUUACGCUUGUAUUUUAUACAGCAUGUCACUAUUCUGCACAAUUAAGCUGUUCAGAGAAGACUAACGGUCAAGAGUUGGAGAAAUGCACUAUUUAUAGUAAAUCCAAGUAAUGCCACUGUCCCUGCUACUGGGUCUGACAUUCUUUUAUCCUGUGCAAGAACAGGACAGGUUAUGAAGACAUUCAGGACAUCUGGAAAGUUACUAUGGAAGAUAUAUUAAUACUCUGUUCAAAUUGGAGACUAACUUCUUAAAUUUAGAACACAUCCUUAGAAUGUAUAUAAUCAUCUAUUACAUGUUUCCAGAAUUCAGUUCCUAUAUAUGCUGUCUAAAAAUUAAAAAAAAAUUUUUUUAUAUAAUUAGGGAAUAUUUCUGCACAAAUAACAUGGAAGGUAAAGUAAAACCCUUUCAAGUAGGGAUUAAUAGGAUUAAGUUACCCGUGUCAGAACAUUAAGGUUCACCUUGCCUUCCGACAAACUUGCCCUUUGAGGUCGUAGUUUAGGCCUGAGUGUAGCCGUUGCUUCUGCAUGUAGUGAGAGAGCAGCAGAUUCAGAGAUGAAGUAAGGAAAGUCUAUGUGAUUUCUUAAUCACUAGCAAAUCAGUUUUUAAAAGGUCAAUUACCUUUAAAUCACAAACUUGCCAUAUGCCCAGGUAAGGCUUCACAGAGCCCAUUAACAAGUCUAUUUUACAGUUUUUUCCUUAAGUGUGAAGAAUUAGUCCCAAGCAGUCUUCUCAAUUUAACAAAUGACUAAAAUACCCCAUAAGGAAAGAAUUUGGUUGGCAUUCCUUUUAAAAUUGUUCCGUGGCUGACACUUCAGUGGAAAACUAUGUUGUCUAAUCGGGGAAUAUUAAACAAGGAUUUCCCUGUGAGGACAUUUAUUGUCUUGCUACUUAUCUCCCCAACUUUAAUAAAACCUAUUCAGAAAGUUAUUCCAGAAUCAGGAAUUCUGAUCCAAUUGGUCUGGCUUCAGGGAAGCUGGAACAAUAAGUUACAUGUAUACUCAAGUUCUGUAUUUCUUUCCUAGGCUCUGAACAGGAAGAGGGGAAAAUUGCAUUUGGGUAUUCAAGCCAAGCUUUGUAUCGUACAGUUGUUUCUCUCUCUCUGCAUGCAUUUUAUGAUUGACACAGUGGAAGAAUUGUAUUUUCAUCUUAGUUAUUAAUGUAGUACCCAAGAACCUUAUCAAACUUACAUGAUUUGUGUUAUAGCUGCUAUAACCUAGUCUGUUUUCUAUUUUAGUAGUUUAGUUUUAAAAUACACUUGAGAGCAGGUAACUUGUUUAACAUGUUUUCCCUAGUAACUGUUGCUCAAGGAUUAGGCAUUAAAUGUUCCCGUUUGUCUUAAUUUUUAAGUUAAAAAUUUGGUUGGAAGUAAAAGAGGGGGGAAAAGGUAAAAAAUGAGAGGGCACCGUGUGCAGGUUGGGAUAAUGCCUCAAACAGCGGGCUCAGCACACUGUGCCGCUACUCUUUGUAUUUUGUAACAUUCACUUUGGGUAAAUGCUUUUUCACCAUUAAUAAAAGUAUAAUCUCCAUACAA
This is a messenger RNA of Manis pentadactyla (Chinese pangolin), 8544 nucleotides long. It is a transcript of the gene PCM1, whose product is annotated as pericentriolar material 1. Lineage: Eukaryota; Metazoa; Chordata; Mammalia; Pholidota; Manidae. The coding region runs from base 454 to 6735 and encodes 2093 amino acids. Gene Ontology annotation, biological process: protein localization to centrosome; intraciliary transport involved in cilium assembly; centrosome cycle. The record is from RefSeq and is a predicted model, not a curated record. The transcript has 42 exons. Gene Ontology annotation, cellular component: centriole; ciliary basal body; centriolar satellite.